This is a messenger RNA of Aplosporella prunicola CBS 121167, 1678 nucleotides long. RefSeq lists its product as uncharacterized. The coding region runs from base 132 to 1514 and encodes 460 amino acids. Gene Ontology annotation, molecular function: trimethyllysine dioxygenase activity; iron ion binding. NCBI's taxonomy places the organism in Eukaryota, Fungi, Ascomycota, Dothideomycetes, Botryosphaeriales, Aplosporellaceae. The transcript has 14 exons. The record is from RefSeq and is a predicted model, not a curated record. Gene Ontology annotation, biological process: carnitine biosynthetic process. Gene Ontology annotation, cellular component: mitochondrion.
AUUACCACCACCAAGUCGUACAUCCAUCCACCCGCCGCAAGACUGGUUCUAGACGGUUUCUGAUCCAGCAGAUCAGUUGCUUUUGUGUUUUCGCAUGCGCAAUUUGUUGCUUCAUAGUCUUGUCUCCACUCAUGAGUUCCUUCCAAAUACUUCGUCAUCGCAAAACAGCCUUUGCUACCGUCUUGCGACCAUUUGUGGACGGACGCUUUGUGUCCCCGACGUCACGUGGCAGCGGGUGUCUGCGAUACAAGUCUUCUGCUACCAGCGACCAGCGUAGUCUCGAAUACUUGGACGAAAAAACAGUUGAAGUGGCUCGGAAAGUAUUUGUAACCCGGUCUCCCAGGACUUACAUCAACGUUCCACCACAUAUUAAGUUUCCUGCGAGGCCGGUUGUCGAGCCCAACGCAAUCAAAGUGUGCAUAGAUGGCACUCCGGGCUAUCCCUUGUCUCGCAUUCCACCCAUCCUCCUUCGUGACCAUUGUAAAUGUCCCGAAUGCGUACAUCCAGUUACGAAGCAACGUCUCCUUGACACCUUUGCACUACCCGCCAAUUUGAGCAUAGAGUCUUGUGUUGAUGAAGGCAAAUCAGUCCGAGUCAAUUUCAGUGACGGCCACGUAAGCGAGUAUAGCUAUAACGCUCUCACCAGAUUGAACUACAGGUCUCAUCGAACGCAUGACCGGGAAGGAGAAUAUCGUCCCACUUUAUGGGGCUCUUCCAUCGCGGAUUCCCCCCCUACCAUAUCAUACAAGGACGUGAUGCAGCGCCCUAAAGGAUUGAAGUCGUGGAUACAUUUACUACGGAGGUUUGGAUUCGCCUAUGUCGACGGAUGUCCGGUUACACCUGAGGCCACACAAGAGUUGCUUGAAAAAAUAGCCUUUAUCCGCAACACGCACUACGGUGGAUUUUGGGACUUCACGUCCGACCUGGCGUCAAAAGAUACUGCGUACACAGACAUCGCACUAGAUGCGCACACGGACAACACCUACUUCUCCGACCCUGCCGGUCUGCAGAUGUUCCAUUUGCUUUCUCAUACAGAAGGCGAGGGCGGAGAAUCAAUCCUCGUUGACGGUUUCAAAGCGGCUGAUCAACUGUACAACGAGGAUCGCACAGCGUUUGCUGUUCUCUGCACAGUCCCUGUCAACAGCCACGCCAGUGGCAACGAGGGUGUCAGGAUUCAGCCAUACAAGCCACUCCCUGUAUUCAUGCGCCAUGGCAGGCGGCUCGUUCAGGUUAGGUGGAACAACUCGGACAGGGCCGGUAUUGACUGCUCCUUUCAAGUCGCGGAGUUAUGGUACGAAGCAGCCAGGAAAUGGAAUGAUAUCUUGAAAAGACCCGAGAACGAGUAUCGGGCACAGUUAGUGCCAGGGCGCGCACUAAUCUUCGACAACUGGCGCGUACUCCAUGGUCGGACGGCGUUCACUGGAAAGAGACGGAUGUGUGGUGGUUACAUCAACCGCGAUGACUACAUGUCGCGCUACAGAUCAGAGUACAAAAUAGCCGAGGACCCAAUUUAAACAUCGGUGCGUGAAGGCAUCAGUUUGCUUCUGGGGCGCCAGAAGAUGGACAUGUCGAACCGGUACUUUGGGGGGCGGGCAAAUGCCGGAGGGGAUGGAUAGAUUAUCCGGUGCAAUUGUAGAACGGAUUGAGAAAAGAACAAUUGCACUACAAGUGAAACGAC